CUUCUCUCGAAAAAUGAGCGCUUGGAAUUUCGCUCUGGCGGAUACUGUUUGGUGAUAAAAAAAUUAACAGUAACUGUAUAUAUUAUAUAUUUAUGUGACUUAAAGGAAGUACUCGUUUAUUCCGUUGAUGAGUAAUGACGGAAGGGUUCCCUGCUAUUUAUGCCAGCAACAAGACCUGGGUUACUGUUGAUCUUGUUGAAACUAGUAUCAUUUUUAUUUUCGUCGUUCUUGCGGUAACUUAUUUGCUUAUUAUCCCGGGUUACACUAAAACGAAAAGUAUUUACACAAUUGUGAAAGCUAUUUUAAGUAUUUUAAUUGGCGGAAUAAUAAUGGUUGGUAAUUAUGGACAAGAAUGGGAGACUGGCCGAAUCGAGUCUAUGACACCGUAUCGCGCUGGUGAAUCGAGUAAAAUUUUCGCUCAAAUAGGAGUAAAAAUCGGAUUACGUUCAGUCAACAUCACAUUACAAGGACGUGGGGAAAAAGGAUCAGUACUUGAAAGAGAAGUAAUAAAUUAUAAUGAACGAUUUUUGUGGACUUGGGAUCAAGGUCGAAUUGGUUUUGGUCCUAAUGCUGGACUUCUUCAAAGAAGUCUCAGAGAAGCUCAAAGAAGAGGACUGCCGGUACCAAUUACUUGGAUCGUCGAUUAUCUGGUCAUCGACGGCGAAGGUUUGAGAUACGGAAGGUUUUACAGAACUGCUGGGUGGUACUGUCAUAUUGUUAUCUGGACAGCUUUUCCUGUUUGGAUUCUGGCGAAUAUAUUUUUACAAUCUGUUGCGCGAUACGCUGCGUAUUGUACUGGACUAGUUGGAGCUCUUAUGGUACUGAGCUGCAUCAUUUGGAUGUUUGUUCGCAAUCCGGGACCGCUGGUUAUUUUAUUUGAAAGCGGCGCGAUCACAACUUCAUAUGGUAGCACGUUCUGGUUGACAUUAAGUGGAGGGUUGCUAUGCUUUGUAUUGGCAUCCGUACUAAUUAUUCUAGACCUUAGGUGCCCGAAUUCUCUAUCAGCAUUUCUGGGGAUCGAUAUUUUAGAUCAGUACGAUGAAUAUUUUAUUCGAGAAGUUGAGUUAGAUGAUACAAGAGAAAAACAUAAUAAUUGUGAAUCGAUGGAGAUGGGAAAAAUGUCUGAGCAAUUAUCGAAAGAUCAUUCCGACGUGAUGCUCCUUCAACUAAAACGACGUUCCACUGCUGAACGUGUUCAAAAAUAUUUGCUGCGUGUCUCACCCAUGCCGAUUAAAAUUGAAAAUAUGUAUGACGAUACAGCUCAUGCAGUAUAUGCUAAUCACGACUCACUGACAGUACCUGGGCCAUCGAUUCAAAGAAUUGAAAACUUUAUUUCAAAACCACCGCUUCCAAGAAGAAAACGGAAGUAAUGUUUAAUUUUUUAUUGUAAAACAUUACGUUAUAUCAAACAUGUUGCACAUCAAUUAAAAAAAACGAUAUGAAUAAUUCAAUUUUCCGAUUCUAUUUUUUCUUUACUGUCACUGCGUGACGAGGAUUUAUCAUCAGAUCUCUCUUUAGACUCUUUGUCAGCUUUUUUAUCCCUGCUUGAUUUUUUUUCACUUCUCUCGCGAUCUUUAUCCCGAUCUCUGUCUUUGUCUUUGUCCCUGUCGCUGUCUUUUUUACCAUUACCGUCAAAUUUAUCUUUACUCCGUCUUUCUUUGUCCCUAUCUCUGUCCUUGUCCUUGUCCUUGUCUUUAUCCCGAGACUUUUCCGAGUACUUGGAUUUGGAGGACUUCGAUUUUGAUUUAGACCUCGACCGUCUUGACUUGGACUUGGAGCGUUUGCUGCGGGACCGCGAGCGACUUCGUCUGCGUGGGGAUGAUUUUUUCUUACGAUCUUUCGACCGCGAACGCGAGCGUCGAGACCGCGAUCUCCUGGACCGUGA
Messenger RNA from Microplitis mediator, 1885 nucleotides. Its product is annotated as dual oxidase maturation factor 1-like. Gene Ontology annotation, cellular component: endoplasmic reticulum membrane. The coding region runs from base 135 to 1370 and encodes 411 amino acids. The transcript has 9 exons. Gene Ontology annotation, biological process: protein transport. NCBI's taxonomy places the organism in Eukaryota, Metazoa, Arthropoda, Insecta, Hymenoptera, Braconidae. The record is from RefSeq and is a predicted model, not a curated record.